Messenger RNA from Metarhizium album ARSEF 1941, 669 nucleotides. RefSeq names its product maleylacetoacetate isomerase. Gene Ontology annotation, biological process: glutathione metabolic process; L-phenylalanine catabolic process. NCBI's taxonomy places the organism in Eukaryota, Fungi, Ascomycota, Sordariomycetes, Hypocreales, Clavicipitaceae. The transcript has a single exon. The record is from RefSeq and is a predicted model, not a curated record. Bases 1 to 669 code for a protein of 222 amino acids. Gene Ontology annotation, molecular function: maleylacetoacetate isomerase activity; glutathione transferase activity. Gene Ontology annotation, cellular component: mitochondrion; cytoplasm.
AUGCCCGACUACACUCUCUACGCCUACUACCGCUCCUCGUGCUCCGCUCGCCUCCGCAUCAUCCUCAACCUCAAAAACAUCUCCUACGACCAAAUCACCGUCAAUCUUCUCAAAGGCGAGCAACUGUCGCCCGAGCACAAAGCUCUCAACCCAUCUGCGUCGGUCCCCCUUCUCAUCUCCAAUCGCGCCCCGGAUGCAGGCUUCAAAAUUGGCCAGUCUGUAGCCGCGCUCGAAUAUCUCGAAGAAGUACACCCCCUGGUGCCGGCCCUGCCACCGACAAGCGAUGCCAAGGGUCGCGCCACUGUGCGGGCGCUGUGUCAGGUCAUCGCCGCGGAUGUGCAGCCCGUCACGAAUUUGAGAAUCAUGCGGAGAGUGAGGGCUUUGGGCGGCGACGCGGAGGAGUGGAACAGGGAUCUCAUGGGCGAUGGACUGGCGGCAUACGAGGCCGUUGCCAAGGACUCGGCGGGCAAGUAUUCCUUGGGCGACGAUGUUACAAUGGCGGAUGCGAGUCUGAUGCCGGCCCUUUGGAAUGCCCAACGCUACGGCGUCGACCUGUCGCAGUUUCCGACGAUUUCUAAAAUCUUUGACAACUUGAGUGCGCACCCAGCGGUGCAAAAGGCUCAUUACUUCGUACAGCCUGAUUGCCCAGAAGAAUUGAGAAAGGAGUAA